CGUCACGUGACCUAUCGCCAUUUUUGCCAGAUAAACAACUUCGACGGAGAUAGUUGACGAAUCGAUCAACAUCUCUGUAAAUACUGACCCUACCACAUUUAUUUUCACAUAUUCUAGUAGAAGAGAUAUUGAACCAGAAUGUAUAAAAUUAGGGAAAUUACAGAUAAAGUCACCAAUGUGGUGAUGAACUACUCGGAGGUAGAGACCAAAGUCCGUGAAGCCACUAAUGAUGACGCAUGGGGACCUCAUGGGACCUUAAUGCAAGAAAUAGCUCAAUACACAUUCACUUAUGAACAUUUCCCAGAGGUUAUGGGAAUGCUAUGGAAAAGAAUGCUCCAUGAUAAUAAAAAGAACUGGCGCCGAGUAUAUAAGUCUCUGUUGUUAUUGACCUACCUGACUAGGAAUGGAUCAGAGAGAGCUGUAACCUCAGCAAGAGAACACGUAUAUGACCUGAGGAGUCUAGAAAAUUACACUUUUGUUGAUGAAAUGGGGAAGGAUCAAGGCAUAAAUGUGAGACAGAAAUGUAAAGAUCUUUUAGAUUUUGUACAGAAUGAUGAAAAACUCAGGGAAGAAAGAAAGAAGGCAAAGAAAAAUAAAGACAAGUAUACUGGAAUAAGUGGCGAAGGUGGCAUGAACUUUAGAUAUAGUGACCGAUAUGGUGAAGAACCAGCUCCGAGACGAAGGCAAAUGGAUGAUCUUGAUGACUGGCGUGGGAGUAACAACAGAAAAAAUAAUAUUGCAACAGAGGCUAUUGAUAAAGUAAAAGAGUUCUGGAAUAGAAGGAAACCCGGUGGAACAUUUGACGAUGAAUACAGUUCUGACUAUGAUCGAGGCUAUGGAAGAAGCAGUAAUGAGUUCCGAGAUGGCGGGGAAGUAGGAGAAUAUGACCGUGAUUUUGACCAUAGCCCUUCUGACUAUAGUCGUGACUAUCGUAAUGAUGAAUAUGAAGAUGACCUUAGUCGUGGCGACACUCGUGACAAAGACAGAGAUUUAAAAAACAACAGGUUUAAAGAUGAAUUUCACGAUGAUGAUUCAGAGGAAUUUACACAUGUGGAACGCACUCACACUACAAAAACUGAAAAAAUUAUAUCAAAUCGUAAAAAAAGUUCUAAAAAAGUUGACUUAGGUGCUGCUGCUAAGCUUGGCCAAGAAGAUGAUAAGAGUGUGUCGAGUAAUGACGUUUCAGAUCUGUUUGGUGACAUUCCCUCCACUAAUGACUUCAACCCCAGGGCAUCUUCAGGGGCAGUCCAGGUUGCAAAUACAAAUACUGCCAGCAAUGGUGACUUUGCAGACUUCUCAAACUUCCAAGGCGCCUCAACAGUACAGUCCCCUAAGACCCCAGCAAGCAAUGAUGAUUUUGGAGAUUUUAGCAGUUUCUCUAGCGUGAGCGCAAAUAUAUCUACAACGACGACCACGACUACUCAACAAUCUGCCAAUAUAGAAUUACUGAAUGGAACCUCGAGUACAAGUCCAAAUGAUUUUGGAGAUUUCGCAACGUUUAAGUCAGGAGGUGCACCUACCCAGAAUACAUCUGUGCAAUCGCCAUCCUCAAACACAGAUCUAUUAAGUGGAGUAAUGGGAGCUGCUCCUCUCCAACCAAUGUCUAGUCAACCUAUGAUGAACACCCAACCCAUGGGUAAUCAACCCAUGAUGGGAGCUCAAAUGGGUGCACAACCAAUGAUGGGAGCACAGCCCAUGAUGGGUAACCAACCAAUGGGAGGUCAGCCUAUGAUGGGAAAUCAACCAAUGGGAGGUCAGCCUAUGCUGGGCAACCAACCAAUGG
Messenger RNA from Owenia fusiformis, 1783 nucleotides. The record is from the annotation of a GenBank genome assembly. Lineage: Eukaryota; Metazoa; Annelida; Polychaeta; Sabellida; Oweniidae.